AAGAAUAAAACACAGAGAACAGGAGGGAAACAGGGUCAGACUGGACUACAGGGGGACAGGAAUAAAAGGGAAAAUACAGAAAAUAAACUUAAAUAACAAAACCAGGAAAAAACUAAAUAAACAGAUAAUAAUUAUUAUUAUUAUAAUUAUAAUUAUAAUGUCAGACUCAUGUUUUAUUGAUCCUUUCUUCAUAACUUGGUUAUUUUCUUCCUCAGAGACCUGACCUCUGUCCUCCUCCUGGGCAGACCUGGACCCGGGUCUCAGUCUUCAUAAUAACCCCUCCUCUCCUCUCCUCUCCUCUCCUCUCCUCCUCUCUCUUAGUUAAUGACACUCCAGUUGCUCCAUUCAUCAUUAUUUUCCGGCCUUUUGAUUCAUAAAAUCCCGCCUCAGAGGAGCAGCCCUCUGCCCCGCUGCAAACAUAUCAAUAACCCCACGGAGGGGGAAUUAUGACCCAUCAUGUCCACAGGAGCAUCACCCACAGCCGGACCACAUUUCACAGUCACGACCUGCAGCUCCAACAUGACUCAUAAACCUCCACGGGGAGCAGAAAGUGCUGAUGGCAGCUCUUUUAAUUCAGAAAUAUUUACAGGACUCUCUCCUGCUCACUGACUGGAGCAGUAUCGAUCCGUUCAUUCACCUUUUCUCUUUUUUUUCACGCCUCCGAUUCAUCAAAUUGGCGUGACCUAUCGCUACAGGAGCGCGAGCUGUGAGGGAUCCCCGCCCCGGAGGAUAUAAAACAGGAGGAGAGAUCCCAGCCCUGAACCUCGGACACUCUCAUCCUCUCUGCAGGACUCCACACCCACUCCACACUCACAGCAUCUCUGAGAUCAUGAAGGUAAGAACAGCACUUUGCUUUCUUUCGGAGGAGAAAUCGGAGUUUUUAGACACACUUAUAGAUUCUGUUUCUUUUUGCCUCAUCUCACCUUUGGAAACUGAAUGACUGAAAGCCCUAUCACCGAGAAAAAUCCUCAUCCACACUCCAAACUGCUUUUAUUUGAGCGCGAAACCACCGAUCUUCAGUUUUUACGCAUCUUUUACCAGCUGAGGAAAACUCUUUUAUAUCCGGGCAAAGUUCUUAUUUUAUUAUUUUAUUACUUUCCAUAAUACAAAAACUUUCCUUAUCAACAUUUUUCAAAUCAUCACAAGUUUGAAGUUUUUGGUUUUUAGGUGAAAUGACUCCUGAUGGGCGCAUUCUGUGCGUAAUCCUCAUUUUACGCGUGGAAACCCUCGCGCCAAAUCGAGCGUUAUUCUCCUGUAGGACUCAGAAAUGAUAAAGUUUAACAUUCAUGUUUUCUCCAACAGGGUUUAAAGACGAUCACACUCACUUAUGUUCUCACCCUCCUACUGCUGGCCUCCUCUAUCUCACUGUCGCGGAGCGCACCGAAGGUAAAGCUGAAUUUCUCUGUUUUUAUUCAUCUACUAACUCAAGUUUUCACCGAAGGGAAAGAGUCAGAAAGUGUCAGCCUACAGAAGAACCGGGUCACGAACAGAAUCAGCCGUAAUCAUGUCUUUCUGUCCUUAUUUCAGGGAUCUUUCCAGCGGAGAAACUGGACCCCACAGGCGAUGCUGUAUCUGAAGGGCACGCGUGAGUACUCCGCUGAUUCACCUUCAGAUUAGACACUCGGAGGAGAGACAAGAGAGCUUCAUUUGAAGUAGACUGCACCACAUUAUAAAGUGAAUGAAUAGGGACUCUUGUAAUUAUAUACUCCGGUGAUAAAAGAAUAUUAAUUUACCUGAUAAACCCGGAUUAAAGGUCUCGGUGCCAAAACGCUCCUUUGAGACUAAAUGACACAAAUACACUAAAACAGACACAAACUCCUCAAAACAGUAAAAGCUGCUUUCUCUAAUUUUCUUCCAGAGGGACGCAGGUUCAUCUCAGAGGACCGAAAAGAAGGAGACGUCUAUGACACAUUACACUUAGGUACAAACUGAACAGAAACAUGAAAUUAACAGAAAAAUAACUUCAAUUCUGGGGAAUAAUCUAGAUUACAAACAGGUUUGGAGAAGGACUGAGCAGCACUGACCUGUGACACAAACUGGAGUCUGUGUUUGUGGCCUUCAGAGCUCAUCUGGGUUCAAGUCUGUCAGGAAUAAUCCAUGUUCAGAGUUUGUUUCUAAUCUAAGAUAAUCUGUGUUUGCUGUAGGAUCUCUGACAUACAGACCUGUGUGUUUGGUUCCUUUAAUAGAAAUAAUCUGAGUUGAAACACUGUCAGAGUUCACCUGAGUUUGGUGUUUGGUGUCAGAUAAUCCAGAUUGAGUGUUUGACCCUGUCUGAGAUUAUCCCCGUGUUUUUUGGUCUCGUUCGUCACUUCAUCACAAAUGUUCUGUUUAUAGUCAGAGUUUGUUUUUUUGUUGGAGAUCCUUAAAAAUCCUGAAGGAAACGGUUUUAAUCUGGAUUAGGUGUCUUUGAUGAUCCAUGUUUGUAUUCAUGAUAAUCUGUAUUUAAUGUUUAUAUCCUCACAGAUGUCUCUUGAGUUUCACGUUUGAGAUAAACUCGUUUACUUCCUGUUGUCUUUAAGAGGAAACUGAGUUCAGUCUUUUUUUGGUAAAUCUCAUCUCUGUUGUUUUGGUCUUUUACUCUGAAAAUCCAGAUAAUCUGACAGAGUUUGGGCGGUGGCUGCGGUUGUUGCAGGAAUCAUCGGUGUCAGCUGUUUGUCCGCUGUUUUUAUUUCUUUCAGAGACUCGCAGUCAGAACACGGAGAAGCUGAGCGUGGACCAAGCCGCCACCGUCCUGCUCAACUUCCUGCAGCAGGCGAGAGGAGAGGGAGGUGAGGGACGCGUAUCCGCCUAGAUUCACUCCUCAUCUGAGAGUUAGACUCGUUUUAUUAAAGCUCCUGUCAGGAACUUUACGGCGCCCCCUCAUGUGUCAUCUCUGACUGCAGACGGUUUCUUCAUUUUUAAUCUUCGGUUUGGAAAAUGUAAAAAGAGCGAAAAGAAUCAACAGAUUUGGAGAUCUGCUGAAAACGAUUAUUGGGAAGAGUCACUGAUAUGAUCUUUAAUAGAAGAUUUUAAAGGUGAUUUUAAUGUUUUUAAUUAAAGGGUCGUGUUUGUUGGACGGAUUAAACCUCCCGAACUCUAAAAAAUCUGUUUUCACAGUCAUAAAAAUCUCAUUUCAGAUAAAACCACCCUCAUGCUUGCUCUGUGUUUGAGUUGUUUGAACUUGAUUUUUCCUCUAUUUAAACUCAGUUUAAUCUCUUUCUGUCGUCCAGCGGAUGAAAACCCAGAUGAGGUGUAUUUCCAGGAGCUGCCGGUGUGGAAGAGAGAAUAUUUCUGAUCCUGGUUCGUCGAGGGAAACAGCUGCUUUUGUAAAUACUGACGGAGAAAGUUUCAAAUGUUCUGUUUUAAUAAAAAGAUCAUGACUUUA
Molecule: messenger RNA, 3364 nt
Organism: Xyrichtys novacula (pearly razorfish)
Lineage: Eukaryota; Metazoa; Chordata; Actinopteri; Labriformes; Labridae
Source: the annotation of a GenBank genome assembly